This is a messenger RNA of Chelmon rostratus (copperband butterflyfish), 2996 nucleotides long. It is a transcript of the gene ndufaf1, whose product is annotated as NADH:ubiquinone oxidoreductase complex assembly factor 1. The transcript is spliced from 5 exons. The coding region runs from base 176 to 1114 and encodes 312 amino acids. The record is from RefSeq and is a predicted model, not a curated record. Gene Ontology annotation, cellular component: mitochondrion. Gene Ontology annotation, biological process: mitochondrial electron transport, NADH to ubiquinone; mitochondrial respiratory chain complex I assembly. Lineage: Eukaryota; Metazoa; Chordata; Actinopteri; Chaetodontiformes; Chaetodontidae.
CGGAUCCGGACAACCUUGGAUUUGUAAAUGAGUAUGUUACACGGGCCGUUUGUGAGUCGGUUCAAUCCACAAUCGUCUUUUGAAGACCAAAUUUGAUGGUUUAGUCAAACCAAAACAAGAAUCGAAGUUGGCGAAAUAUCCAAAUAUCUUCUGGUACAACAUGGGCAGACAGUGAAUGGUCCAUUUCGCAGCUGAAAUGUCUCUGACAAAGAUCACACGUCUCCCCUCAGCGAGGCUGCUGAGCUCCGUCCACCAGCGCCAGCAGCUGCUCCUCGACUCCAUCACUCCGCUCACUGUGCCCGCAAGAGCUGUGAUGCAGGGCGAAUACAGACGCCCCGGCAAGCCCAAAGAAGACAAGUUUCCAUGGCAGAAGAUUAAUUUCGACCUCUCAAAGGGUUUGGAGGGGAUAAAGAAGCACAUCACUCUGCUGACAAAGGAGUUUUCUGAACGCUGGGUUGGUCCACAGGGCAAACCGAUCCUUGAGCACAUGUUGGAGCAGAACCAAGUGAUAUGGGAGUUCAGAGGCCCAGAGUGCCUGAAGCAGUGGACGCUGUCCUCAGACCAUGAGAUAGGAGGCCAAAGUGAGGUUCACCUGAAGCUUGGCAAAAACAAUAACACCUGUUUUCUGUAUGGGACUCUGAACUGUACUCCUCCACGGGACGGGGAAACACGCUACAGCGGCUACUGCACCAUGCGCUCACAGCAGCUGCUGGCUUCAUUUGAUAGAAAAAAACACUACGAUUGGACCAGCUUCAACACCCUGCAUUUGCGUGUGCGUGGCGAUGGCCGUCCAUGGAUGAUCACCAUUGCAACCGAGACGUACUUCUCUCACCAGAAAGAUGACAUGUACUGUUAUUUCCUGUAUACCAGGGGAGGACCCUACUGGCAAGAUGUCAAGAUUCCUUUCUCCAAGUUCUUCCUCACAAAUCGUGGGAGGAUACAGGACGAUCAGCAUCCUGUCUGGCUGGACAAGGUAAACACCAUUGGAUUUACCUUGGGAGAUAAAGCUGAAGGUCCCUUCCAGCUGGAGAUUGACUUCAUUGGUGUCUGCAAAGAUUACGCACACACUGAGGAGUUUGCUUAUGAGGUGUACAAGAGGAAUCCCGAAGUCUGAGAGGCAGAUUGAAGACAAACUGUUAUUGAAUAAUUGCUGCAUUAUACGGAAACCCUCCACUUUCUUGUGGUAGACCAUCAGUUACACGGCAUCAAUUAAUCUUGGUAAUGCUUCCUGAUAAUUCAUGUCUGGAUUCUUGGACUUCUACUUUGACACUUCAGUGACUGUGAGCCAUUUUAUACCUGCAGAACUUGGAUAAAAACCUGACAGAAGUUGUGUUUCUGGUCAUAAAAAUAAGCAAAUGUGAUUAAAUUGUUAAUUUUAGUCACAUGUAGUUUACUUCGCUCAUUUUAGUGUGUAAUUUCCCCCCCAAAAAAGACACAUUGGAACCAAUCAACAUAUUCCAUCACUGAGAACAGAGCAGGAAGAAGGAAAAACUUAUAUUUACCUGCACUCUCCCUAAUAACAUUAAUAAAUAACUUUUUUUUGUUCUGCCUACUCAAAUCCAAUCAGUAAGAGUCAUUUUAGCUUAAAAACUGCAAUUUCAUAAUGUUCCAUUAUUUUUCCUGUAUGAAUUUUCUUAAAUAUUUGAGCAAUAUUUUAAGUCAUCAUCCAGAGAAUUCCAGUUUCUCUCCAUAUACUGAAAUGCUUUAUGAACAUGGACUUCUGACUUCCUUCUAUGAUCCUCAUUUCAACAUCAAAUCACACUUAGGGACAAAAAUUAAGACACAGGGGUUUGGAAAUCUGCAGUAACACUUUUAAUUUAAAAAAGAGAAUGCAGACAAGGAAACUCUUGUACAUAAAUGUCUUUUUAACAGUCUUUCCCCCAAAAAUAAGUAAAAAUACAGCAAGGACAUAAAAUCUUUAAGAAAGAAAGUACCAGCUUGAAAUGCAGCAAAAAGACAUCGAUUCUCUACACAUGAAAGUAAAAGCAUCAUUCAGAGCUACAAAGUGUUAGUAUUCUAAUGUCUGAGACAAAUCUAAAAACACGGCAUGGUAGGUUAGAUAGCAGAAAAUUUGAGCUUCUCUACUUUCCCUAAAAUGAGAGAAAUUAAUGGGUCAGCUGCAGAUGGCUAAAUAUUUACACUGGAACCACAUGCUGUACAGAUGUCUACAAACAGCGCGACAUUUUUACAUCAUGACAAGGCCUCUUCUUGCUCCGAGCAUGCUCUCCUUCUUCUGCUUCCUGUCUUCCAUGUGUUUUGCUCUCCUGUCACCCCUAAAAUAAGGCACAAUUAUCCAUAAGAGACGAUGACGGAGAUGGUAAGAGAUGAUGUGAGACUAAAUUGUUACGGGAGGCGAAUCAAUAUCCUCCGGUAUGUGCUUUCAUUUUAGACGUACCUUGUCUGGACUUGGUGCUGUUUGAAGUUUUUCUGAUGCGAGCUGACACCGGCCAGCGGCUUCUUUCCUUCCGUGUUUUCUUUGGUCUCUCCAAACGGCUUCAGUUUUCCUAUAAAACAAUAAACCAUCACAAAUUCGUCCAUCUACUGCUGCUUGAUUUAGGAGAAGCAGAGGAAUCAAAAGGUGGCUUUGUACCUGUAUGAGGCUUGUAGGUGAGGGGACGAGACAGACUCGCCUUCAGAUCGAAGUUUGGCUUCUUUUGUGUUCCGGGGGUUGUGGAAGUACUUGUGUUGCCGGUGAAAACGAAUGGUCCUUUGGGAUUCGGGGGGGAAAAAAUAAAAACAUCAUUCCUCACUCUGUUAACAUCGGUGGGCAAAUGCAGAAAUCAUUCAAAAAUACAAAAGGUACCUGGAGUUUUUGUGACAAAGAGAGACGGGGUCUUGACAGUGUUGGGCUUUCCUCCAUCAGCAACCUGUUUCUGUGGGGUGCUCGAGGUCACACAGGGCGACAUGCGUGCUGGCGUCUUCACCAUAGACCUCUUGUACUCGUUGUCAUGAGUGGCCUCUGAGAACCUGCGUACGAAAACAUUUGGUUAUUGAAG